AUGUUCCCAGAGCCCCCAACCCCGGGGCCUCCAUCUCCUGAGUCGCCUCCGGAUUCCAGUCGCAUCAACCAUGGCCCUGUGCCCCCCUGGGCCCUGGCCACCAUCGUGCUGGUCUCCGGCCUCUUCCUCUUCAGCUGCUGCUUCUGUCUCUACCGGAGGCGUUGUCGGAAGAGGAUGGGCAAGAAGAACCAGGCUCAAGCCCAGGUCCACCUGCGGGAAGUGAAGGAGCUGGGCCGGAGUUAUAUAGACAAGGUGCAACCAGAAGUGGAGGAGCUGGAUCCCACACCACCAGGGCCAGGACAGCAGGUGACCGAGAAGCAUGAGCUAGGCCGGCUGCAGUACUCACUGGAUUAUGAUUUCCAGAGUGGCCAGCUGCUGGUGGGCAUCCUGCAGGCUGAGGGGUUGGCCGCCUUGGACUUGGGUGGCUCCUCCGACCCCUAUGUGAGAGUCUACCUGCUGCCAGACAAACGGAGGCGGUAUGAGACCAAGGUGCAUAGGCAGACGCUGAACCCACACUUCGGGGAGAACUUUGCCUUCAAGGUCCCCUACGUGGAGCUGGGGGGCAGAGUGCUGGUCAUGGCGGUGUACGACUUUGACCGCUUCUCCCGGAACGAUGCCAUCGGAGAAGUGCGGGUCCCCAUGAGCUCUGUGGACUUAGGGCGGCCGGUGCUGGCCUGGAGGGACCUGCAGGCUGCCCCGCGGGAGGAGCAAGAGAAACUAGGGGACAUCUGCUUCUCCCUCCGCUAUGUCCCCACGGCCGGAAAGCUCACGGUCAUCGUCCUGGAGGCUAAAAACCUGAAGAAGAUGGACGUGGCGGGCUUAUCAGAUCCAUAUGUCAAGGUCCACCUGCUACAAGGAGGCAAAAAGGUGCGCAAGAAAAAAACCACCAUCAAGAAGAACACCCUGAACCCCUAUUACAAUGAGGCCUUCAGCUUCGAGGUGCCUUGUGACCAGGUUCAGAAGGUCCAGGUGGAGCUGACUGUGCUGGACUACGACAAGGUGGGCAAGAACGAGGCCAUCGGGAGGGUGGCGGUGGGGGCGGCGGCCGGUGGCGCUGGUCUGCGCCACUGGGCGGACAUGCUGGCCAACCCGCGGCGGCCCAUUGCUCAGUGGCACUCGCUGCGACCUCCGGACCGUGUGCGACCCCCACCUGCGCCCUGA
This is a messenger RNA of Elephantulus edwardii (Cape elephant shrew), 1161 nucleotides long. It is a transcript of the gene SYT5, whose product is annotated as synaptotagmin V. Gene Ontology annotation, biological process: regulation of dopamine secretion; calcium ion-regulated exocytosis of neurotransmitter; cellular response to calcium ion. Gene Ontology annotation, molecular function: phosphatidylserine binding; calcium ion binding; calcium-dependent phospholipid binding. Bases 1 to 1161 code for a protein of 386 amino acids. Gene Ontology annotation, cellular component: axon; dense core granule; synaptic vesicle membrane. The transcript is spliced from 8 exons. Lineage: Eukaryota; Metazoa; Chordata; Mammalia; Macroscelidea; Macroscelididae. The record is from RefSeq and is a predicted model, not a curated record.